Messenger RNA from Prorocentrum cordatum, 4325 nucleotides. The record is from the annotation of a GenBank genome assembly. Lineage: Eukaryota; Dinophyceae; Prorocentrales; Prorocentraceae.
GCGGCCGCUUCAUGCCGUGGGCGGGGUUUGCCACCGCUGCCGCGCGCCUCGGCCAGUGGGUCAGAGCGACGCUUGAGGGGGCGCUCGGCAACGCAACGGGGUGCGCCGCGGCGCUGGAAUUGUUGUGCUCUCUGCGGUGGGGUGCCGCCAUCCUCGCGCUGAGCAGCGCGGUGCUCGGCCCCCCCAUCGGCAGAUGUACCUUUCCGCGCUCGAGCGGGCCAGCGCUUCGAGAUCCAGUGGCGCGUCUGCUGGCGCGGAUUGCGCUGAUGCCCUGCGCGCCCGAGCAGCAUGCGGAGGUGGCUGGUCAGGAUCCGAGCGAGAAGGCCGACGAGUUGCCGGACUGGGAGGGCGCCGACCCAGCAGGGCUCGCGGUGCGCAGCCGAGACUGGGACAUGAGCCCCGCGGACUUCCGCCUCCAGAUGCGCUGCGCUAUGGGGCGCUCGCUCGACGAGGCGCCGUCGCUCGGCCUGUCGAGCAGCCCGCCAGCGGAGGGGCCCGAGGAGGAAGCCGCAGCCCUGGCGCCUCCUCCUUCGCGGAUCGGCUCGGGCUCGGACUUGAUGAAGAUUCCGAGUGAGUGGGCGGUUGGGCGAGGGCGGCUUCCAGACGCUACUCCGCCCGAGUGGCGCUGUCUGGCCUCGAGCGACGGCGACGGCAAGGGGUCCAUCGGCGACUUGGAGUUCGAAACCUUCGCGAUCGCCGCGGGGUUCGGCAUCGGGGAGGCUGGGGGGCGGAGCCUGCUGCUGCGCGCCUUGCCGCGCGAUGGGGGAGACGAGCUCGACGCCCGCGCGCCGGCGCCGCGGUGCUCGCCCCGCCCGCGCUGCUUGGGAAUGCGCGAGGCCGUCGCCGAGCCCACCGAGAGCCACUGGGACUUCUUCCCCGUGAGCGGCCCUCGGACCGUGAAGUGGGUCUGCGAGUUCGCGAGGGGGAACGACGCGACCUUCCUGCCGCGGCGCGCGAAGUUCAAGGCGGAGACGGGGCUCUCCAGCAGCGACCAGGACGUCUCCGCGCAUGAGCUGUGCUGCCGCAUCAUGCAUCUCCUUUUCACCUUCGACCAGCUCAACGCCGGCGAGCUAGCACGCGCGGAGCUGGUGCGCCGUCGUAUUCAGAUGGCGGAACAUCGGCACCGCGAUAGGAUACUGUCGACAUCGCGAGGCGACGAGCUGCUGGAGGACUCGCACUUGCACCUGGGCACGGGGGAGACGCGCGGCUUGGCGCGCAUCGCGCCGUCGCCCCUCACGUUCGUUGCGGGCGGCAGCAGCGACCACCAGACUCGCUUCGCAUGCGUGCAGAUCGCGGUGGACAGGCAGAAGGCGGAUAUUGACCGGCUGAAGGAGCAGCUGGCGGGCGCCCCGAAGGUCGUCUCAGCUUUCAACUUCCUCAACGGGCGCGUUGGCAGUGACGGCUUUGGGAAGCUCUCGGCGGCGCAGCUCGCCGGCGUCGACUCGUCGCGCGAUCACCUCGCGUCGUUCGGCCCGCCCGACAUCAGCUCCGCGGCGGCCUGCCGGGAGCUGCGUGGCUGCACUCCCGGGUGCGACAUGUCCCCAGCGGAGGCGGGCACGAUCUACUUCACCUCGGAGGGAAAGCACGCGCUCGCGCCGUUCUUCGUGACCAAGCGCGACGGGAGCGGCAAGCAGCGGAUGGUCUUGGUCACGCGCAGGGUGAACCGCAUGUUCUACGACCUCGACGUCGCCGAGUUGCCGACGGCAGGAAGCUGGCAGAGUCUCCGACUCGACGCUGACUGCAGCCUACACCCCGGCCAGUGUGACAUCGAGGCCGCGUUAUAUCGGCUCGUGCAUGACAGGAAGGUGAUCCCUGACGUGAUCACCGAGCCUGUCGCUGCCGCCUGCGUCGACGGCAUCGCCGUGAUCGGCACCCAGUACAAUGACGUCGUCGGCCAGCUGAGCACCAUCCACGGCGCCUUCAACGACGCUGGGUUCAAGUGCAAGGAGAUUGAACUGCCGAGCUGGGAGCAGAAGCUCACGGGCUUGAUCUUCGAUAGAGACUCGGGGCGUAUAUCGCUGGGGCGCUCGCGGAUGUGGAAGAUCCGCCAGGCCGUUCGGGAGCCACGCGUGGCCGCUGCUCUGGUGCCGCUCGCCCACUACGACGCGAAGCGCCCCGUGGACACGAUGGUCUGCUCCGCCGACGCCAGCGCGGGCGACCUCGACCCGCUCGGCGGCCUUUUCGGCGGCUGCGGCAUCACCAAGCGCGAGGUCGACUCUAAGAUGGCGAUCGAGACGGCGCGGGCGAGGGAGCGCUGGCGCUACCACGUCGAUGGGGCCAUCAACGCUCGGGCGCCGUGCGCCGCCGUCGGCUCGGAGCUCGUCUUCCCGGCGGAGGUGUGGCAGAAUGUGACUUUCGGGCGGUGGAGCCGUGAGGAGAACAUCCUGCGGCUCGAGGGCCGCACACUGUCUCUGUGUUUUCGUCGCAAGAUGCGCGCCCUCCGCUCGCGAGGCCAUGUGGAUUUAAUGCGCAAUGAUCACUUGUCCUUGGUGCUGGGAGUCGAAAACGGUCGAUCCGCAUCUCCUUUGAUCAAUCAGACGUGUCGAGAGAUCUGCAGUUACAGCUUCGUUCCGGACAUAUCCGUAGCCGUGCGAUGGCUACCUUCAGAGUGGAACACCUCCGACAAGAGUUCACGCACCGUGACAGGCACCCCCGACCCCUUCGCUGCCGACCCCCGCAAUGUUGGCACGGCCUGGGCUAGCCUCGCGCGGGGAGCCGCUGUCGAGAAAGCGAGAAGAGACAAGUGCGAACGCCCCGUCAACUUCCCGCGGCGGCGGCGCCACGACUUCUGCGACCCCGACGCCGGGGCCGCUGCCGAUGCUUCGACCUCGGCAGCAGGCCGCGUGGAGCUGGCGCGCCAGAGGGCCAAUCGGGCGAAGCUGAGAGCCGCGAAGCUCGGCGGCAUCAACUGCGACCCUCGGCGUGGGCUGACCUUCUUGCAGAGGCACAAGGUGCGCGCGGCCAUCACCGGCAGCUUAGACAAGCACUUGGCCAGUUUCUUGGAGUGGGUCGAGGUGCCGUCGAUGGAUGCCAUCACGGUGGGCCGCCUGCACGGCCUCCUGGCGGGCGACUUGGACAAGCUAUUCAUGGGCGGGGAGCUCGUGCGGGCGGGCGCAAUGGCGCUGGCGUGGGGCGGCGUGAUCCGCCUGCCGAUCGGUCUCGUCAACAUGACGGCCGAGACGCCGGUGGGGCCAGGACGCGAGGCCGCCCCGCGCUGGGCGCUGUUGCUGCGCCCGAUUGAGGGUUCGACGCGCAGCGUGACGCUCGCGCAGGACGAGGGUGCGCUGCUGCGGAGCGCGGCUUGGCGUGGCGGCGGCGGCAGCAUCCUGCGACAGCUCCGCGCUGCUCGACCCGCUGGCGCGCCUGUGGUCGUUCGGGGCGGCGCAGUUCAACGCGGAGUUCCGCCGUCGGCUCGCCUUGGUGCCGGGCGCGCCCAACAUGAUCCGCACUAUCUGCGGCACUUGGCGGCAUCUCACGCCGCCUCCGUGGAGGGCAUGGGCCUGAAGGAGCUGCAGGGCCGCCUGCGCCGUGCCAGCGCGCAGAGAACCGCGCGGCACUCUUGGCAAGUCCGCUACCUCGCCGAGCUCGAGGGGGUCAACGAGGAGGUUGCGAUCUGGGCCGAGCAGGCGGAGGCCGACAUCGGCCAGAUUCUGGGUGAGCAGCGGCGGCUUCAGUGCUCAAGUUUCCUGUUCGGGAUGCCGCUGGAGUCGAAGCGGUAUGGCAAGGACAUCGCCGAUUUAGAGUUCAGGCGGAAGUUUUCGACCCCGAACCUUGAUUGUAUAGUUGUAAGGAAGAGGCUGACGUAUCUGAAGCGUUUACUUGCUCAUGGUGCCCCUGUCCUGCUAGCACUGCUAGCGCAGAAAAGUGCGAAAGGACAGUGCAUGCCCUGGACUGCGCAGAUACUGCAUGACAUGCGCCUGCUGAGAGAGCGCGUGCUGUAUGAUAUGAACGAUCCUGUCAAGGACUGGCAGUGUUGGUGCAGGGCGAUUGCCUCCCCGAAGUGGGAGCCUGCGGUAGAUGCAUUGUUUUUCACAGACUCGGUGCUUGAUUAUGCUGCGUCCGGCGAGCCCGUUGUCCAGUUGUAUAUGUGUUCGCAGUGUGAGGCGACGUUCUGCAGCGAGAAAGCCAAAGAGCAGCUUGAACGCAUCAAGCACCAGAUGCGGGGCCCGAUGCGUGCAGAUGCGCUCGGCGAUGGAAGGUGCCGCGCAUGCAAUACUCAGUUUUCGUGCAGGUGGAUGUUCUUGCGACGCUUGUGCGACAAGCGGAGGACUACGUGCCGUGACGAACUGUUGGCAUCGACGGUCGAGCCGUUGAGUUUUCGAUAG